Nicotiana tabacum (common tobacco) is the source of this 1082-nucleotide messenger RNA. RefSeq lists its product as uncharacterized. The record is from RefSeq and is a predicted model, not a curated record. Gene Ontology annotation, biological process: translation. Gene Ontology annotation, molecular function: structural constituent of ribosome. Gene Ontology annotation, cellular component: ribosome. NCBI's taxonomy places the organism in Eukaryota, Viridiplantae, Streptophyta, Magnoliopsida, Solanales, Solanaceae.
AAGGGGGCAAAGGUGGAAAUAAAUCCCACUUCAAUACCAUUUGCCGUCAAGCUCCACUUCGUUGUACUUCUAUUCGCCGUUCGCAAUGGCUCUGCGGCAACAACUCAAGAAUGUGAAAACCUUAUUGCAGAAAUGUGAUGGAGGAGAAGUACCUUUGCACCAUCCCUUAUUCUACGCCGCUCAAGGUCUUCGAUACCGAAAACUACAAGUCAUUCUCACGACUAGCACAGACAAGCUUGGAAAAGCAGGGGAAACGGUGAAAGUAGCACCUGGGUAUUUUCGCAACCAUCUUAUGCCCAAAUUGCUGGCUGUACCCAAUAUUGACAAGUACAGGCAUCUCAUGGAAGAUCAGCGAAAGCUUUACCAACGUGAGGAAGUUGAAGAGGUUAAAAUAGUUCCAGCAACCAAGGAAGAUAAGAUGAAAGAAUACCAUAUGGCAGCAAACCGUCUGGAUAGAACUAAGUUGGUUCUUAGAAAACUCGCAAAGAAACCAUUGGCGAAAGAUGACAGUGGUAGGACUUUCAUUCAGGAACCUGUUGGAAAAGAUGAAAUUGUGGCUGAGGUGUCAAGACAGCUCUCUGUUCAUAUUGAACCGGAACAUUUGGUUCUGGAUACACCUUUGCAUGUGAUGGGUGAGUUUGAAAUACCACUGCGGAUGCCGAGGUCCAUUCCUUUGCCAGAGGGUAAGGUUCAAUGGAUUCUGCAAGUGAAAAUUAGGGGCAGAUGAAACGAACACUUCCAACAUCUUAUAAUACAAAGUAUCUGUGACAGAAGUUUAAAUGAUCUCUGCUUUCGAAUGUGAUGAUGGUCUAAGCUUUAUUGUUCAUCUGUAGUUUUAGCAUAGAUGGUUGUCUUUUGGCAGAAAAAGAUAGCAUUUUGUUCAGUUUUUUGGACUUUUGGAAUAACCUCCUGGAAAUUUUUGGGAUGAUAUUAGAUUUUUAUCACAAUUUGAUGGUCAUUUGGACUGUUUUCCCUUUCCUUUAAUCUGUGUAUUAUCAGCAGUGCCACAGCUUUGAUCAGUGUAAUUGUGGCGCAUAUAUGGAUUAAUUAAAAGCAUGUUAAAUGCAUAGGAUUUAUCAUCA